UGGGGGCGCCGGGCGCCGUCACGUGCCGGAGCCCCGCUCGCCGCUGCGGAGCCGGAGGAACCGGACGGGGCCGCGGAGCCGGGCCGGGGCCGGGGGGCUGAGCCGGGACCGGCGGCGAGCGGGGUGAAUUACAGAAAGUGACUCUUACAGCAUCUUAGCUCUAUGAACUACUGAGCUGUCAAGGGACUGAGAGGCUUAUGAAGAGGUUCUGUCAAGCAAAACAGCUCUUAGCAAAGACACCAAGGAGGAGGGAAAAGAAGAAAGAGAGAGCUGAAACAGUAACAAAUCAUGAGAUCUAUCCGAUCUUUUGCUAACGAUGACCGCCAUGUUAUGGUGAAACAUUCAACCAUUUAUCCAUCUCCGGAAGAACUUGAAGCUGUUCAGAACAUGGUAUCAACAGUAGAAUGUGCCCUUAAACAUGUGUCUGACUGGAUGGAUGAAAUGAACAAGUCUGUAAAAUGUGAGAGUGAUGUGGAAGCAAAGGAGGAAGCUGCAGAAAGCAAUGCCAAGGAUCAAAGUGGUCGGACCUUGUGUGGUGUUAUGAGAAUUGGCUUGGUUGCAAAGGGUUUGCUGAUAAAAGAUGAUAUGGAUUUGGAGCUGGUUCUCAUGUGCAAAGAAAAACCCACAAAGACCUUAUUAUGUAUAGUCAAAGACAAUCUCCCCAUUCAAAUUCAGAAACUUACAGAAGAGAAGUAUCUCGUGGAGGAGCAUGUAAAUGAGGCAGCUAUUAUUAUUCGUAACACAAAGGAGCCCAAGCUAACCUUGAAGGUGAUACUUACGUCCCCUCUCAUUCGAGAUGAAGCAGAGAAGAAGGAAGGAGUAGACAGUGUUGCGAUGAAAGAUCCUCCGGACUUAUUGGACAGGCAGAAAUGCCUGGAGGCCUUGGCGUCUCUGCGGCACGCCAAAUGGUUUCAGGCCAGGGCAAAUGGACUAAAAUCAUGUGUAAUUGUGCUUCGUAUUCUGCGGGAUUUGUGCAACAGAGUCCCCACAUGGGCACCACUGAAAGGAUGGCCACUCGAGCUUAUAUGUGAAAAAUCUAUAGGUACUUGUAAUAGACCUUUGGGCGCUGGGGAAGCAUUACGACGAGUGAUGGAGUGCUUGGCAUCUGGAAUUCUGCUUCCUGGAGGCCCUGGUCUGCAUGAUCCCUGUGAACGGGAGCCAACAGAUGCUUUGUCUGAUAUGACUGUUCAGCAAAAAGAAGCCAUUACGCACAGUGCUCAGCAUGCCCUCAGAUUAUCUGCCUUUGGUCAGAUUUAUAAGGUUUUGGAGAUGGAUCCCCUCCCAUCAAAUAAGUCAUUUCAGAAAUAUUCCUGGUCAGUAGCUGACAAAGAAGGUACAGGCUCAUCUGCUCUCAAGAGACCAUUUGAAGAUGGUGUUGGGGAUGAUAAAGAUCCAAAUAAAAAGAUGAAGCGUAAUCUGAGGAAAAUACUAGAUAGUAAAGCAAUAGACCUCAUGAAUGCUCUGAUGAGGCUGAACCAAAUCAGGCCAGGGCUUCAGUAUAAACUGCUGUCCCAGUCUGGUCCAGUCCAUGCCCCAGUCUUCACAAUGUCUGUAGAUGUUGAUGGUACGACAUAUGAAGCAUCAGGACCUUCUAAGAAAACAGCCAAGCUCCACGUGGCAGUGAAGGUUUUACAAGCAAUGGGUUAUCCAACUGGUUUUGAUGCAGAUGUUGAAUGUGUAAGUUCUGAUGAAAAAUCAGAUAAUGAAGGUAAAAAUGAAACAGUGUCUUCAAUCUCAAGCAAUAAUACUGGAAAUUCUACAGCUGACACCUCUGCUACCCUAGAGGUAAGAACUCAGGGUCCUAUACUGACAGCAAGUGGCAAAAAUCCAGUGAUGGAGCUCAAUGAAAAGAGAAGAGGUCUGAAGUACGAGCUUAUCUCUGAGACAGGUGGAAGCCAUGACAAGCGCUUUGUGAUGGAGGUGGAAGUGGAUGGCCAGAAAUUCAGAGGUGCAGGCCCCAAUAAGAAAGUAGCAAAAGCAAGUGCUGCAUUAGCAGCACUUGAGAAACUGUUUUCUGGACCUAAUGCAGCAAACAACAAGAAAAAGAAAAUUCUUCCUCAGCAGACUAAAGGAGUUGUCAAUACAGCUGUUUCUGCAGCAGUCCAGGCUGUGCGAGGUAGAGGACGAGGUGCUUUAACAAGAGGUGCAUUUGUUGGAGCAGCUGCUGCUACUGGAUACAUAACACCAGGCUAUGGAGCGCCGUAUGGGUAUAGUACAGCUGCGCCAGCUUACGCCAUAUGCACUUGUAUAAAAUAAGCAGAAAUUUAAUGACUGUAAGCUGAGAUCGUGAUAUAAGAGGUAAGAGAUUUUAUUUUCAGCUUGAAGAGUAUUUUUACUGUUGUUUUUUUUCCUAAAAAUCUCACAUACCUGUGAAAGUAUAUGGUGCAUUUUUUAUUAUUUACUUCUGUGUUUAAACAAGUGAUACUUAGGUCUAAAAUCCAGCUUUUUAUGUUGUCAAGGCCAGUUCAAAUAUUCUGGUUUGAGUUUAAUGAGAAAAUAUUAGUUAAAACUUUUAAGAAAUAGUUUGGUUUUAUCAACAGACUGUUCUACUUUAAAUGUCCUUUUGCAUAGCCUAAAAAGCUCUACUGAUACUGCUGUGUAUGAGGCAUUGCAUUCCUUGCAUGUUUGUUGAAAACAUUUGGAUAGGUACUAAAGCCAUGGCCUGCACUGAAAGCCACGCCAUGGUGACAGGGAUGUGAAAUAAAAAUGCCAAGUGGAAUAUGUAACGCUAUCUAACUAGUAAGGGAGAAAUUAUUUCCCUGAACUACUAAAGCUGAACUCCAACUGGAGAAUGAAAAACUUCACUGAUAUUACAUCUUAAAUCUGCAGAGAUCAGAUUACACCAGGCCAAGUUAAUUCACAAAGCAGCUGGUUUGCUUUCCUCUUGUGGGCACAGGAAGGCAGGCAGGCAGGCAGGGGUUUAAGCCUGCAUGGAUAAAUUGUUCAGCUGUAGUUUUCUAAAGCUAGAAAUGAAAAUAAGAGACAUCCAUAAAUAUUUUCAGUUCUGUAGUAGAUGUUUUAACUACUGUUUUACAUGGAGGAAAAUGGUUUCAGACUUAUAUGGUGCACAUGAUAUGUGUAGUUUUAAAAUAGUUACUUUUUUAAUUUGCAUUUAUAUAACCUUACAUUAUGCAAAGUUGCAUAGUACAGUGCUGCUUAACUGCAGCACUUGCAGCACUUGAAGUUGCUGGAAACAACUCUUUUUAUAUUAAAAAUAAAAAUUAAAAAAAAAGGGGGGGGGAGUAGGGUGAUGUAUUAACAUUUUAGGGUCUCAAUUCAGAGAUGAAAGCAUUAAAUAGCCCUGACUGAUCACAGUUCAUACUGAUUCAAGACUAGAAAAUCACUUGGUAUGAAAUAUGUAAUAGUAAGUCAGACCCAAAGCUUGUUGUUUUGCAUCAAAAUAUAAUGCCAAAAACAAACCGUAUUUCAUUUCAAUAUUGAAAACAUCAAACUCAGUAAAUAAACUGCAUGUGUAGGUUCUCCAUAAUUGAGGAUAUGUCUGGAGAGAAUUCAUAGGCUGAUGUACAAAAGUAGCUGUCAAAUUUUGUUAGUUUAGCUAAUGUCAGUGGAAGCCUGACCUUGCAAGUGGCCUAUGUGUUUGCACUGGGGGAAACGAACUUAAGGAACUUUACCAAUGACUUGCCUGUUAAAGCACAUAACAAUUUGAUUGCAUUUGCAGGUGCAAUUGAUGAGCCAUCAGAAUGUACUUCCUAUUUGGUGGUGCAGAUUUUCAUCUUCUGUUACCUUCAAGGUGCAAACACAGAGCUUGGUCUGAAGCUCAUUUAAAAUUCAUUUCAUUCUUUCAGCUUGUCAAUCCUGAUAGUGGAGCAGCAGGCUGCUCUGCUUCCUCUGGAAGACAGUAUUUUAUAUGCUUCAAGGAAUGUUAAGGUGCAUUAUAAUUAACUUCUCUCAAGUAUUCCUUUCCUAGGUUUAACUCAGACUGAUUACAGUCUGACAAGCAGUCACCUGUCCAGUUCGAGAACUGAAUAAUGAAAUGUCUUGCUGACUUCUUUGAUCUCUCUUUUGUGGCCUGUAUUUGUCAGCUUAAUUUAUGUGUAUUGCUUUCCAUCAGCACUGUUUUGACUGUGAACUUCCAUGUUUUUUGUCAUUACUGCUUUAACUCUUGGAACCCCAACCAUUCUGCCCUUACUGUUCUUGAAAUUUUCACUUUCUUGGAUCUUCUUUUGCUCACUGAAAAGAUACUGAAUGUCUUUGGUAUGUUUUUGCUCAUAAAGCAGUAGAUACCUCCAAAUUUGUCCUCAUGGCUUUGCUGCACCCUUUCUCAGUAGGAUGGACAACAUUUCCUUAUGUUGAAAUUCAUACUGUACUCCUAUACCUGCUUUCUUUGAAGCCAUUCAGAAUGGCAGGUAAAACAGCCCAGGAACCUCACUCAUUCCUGGUGGAACUUCAGCAAAACAUGAAUGUGCUGAAGCAUCACUCAUGUGAGUUCCACACAUGCCUAAUAAAUGGGCAUUUGAGAGAAUAGUUACGGUCUAAAUUCUAAGAGUAGCUUUUUACUUAGCUGAAAUACAAGGCUAUAAUUUGAUGAGUAAAUUGGAUAACAGCUGCUCGAUCAAUUUUGUAACAGCCACUAUUAUUCUAAGGCAGAGAUAGAAUCUGCUUUCUUUUGCGUAAAUAUCUAAUUUCCAUUUUAAAAGACAUCUCAUGGGAGCAUGGUCUCAAAGUGCCUUUCCUGUGAGCGUGAGGUCUGCUAUUUGAUGGUUACUGAGCAUUGUCUUUCUGGAUAUAGCCAGUAGUAAAAUGUGGAAACUGGUUCCACGUGCUUUGUCAAUUUGUAGUAACAUGUCUGUGAAGCAAAAAAUAUUACAGUUUGAACUUCUGGUUCGAGGAAAGAAAGAAUUCUGAAAAAGUACCUUUCAACUGCUACAUAUAAAUAAGACAUUUGGGAAAGUCUGUAUCUAUUCACUUCUCACCUUAACUCUAGUUUUAGCUAACCAGACGCUAGUGUGUAUUUUGGGAGAUGAUGUCUGGCACUUAAAGGAUUAAAAAGAAACCAGAACUUUACAAUGAAAAACUGGCUUGUCUAGUGUGUUGUCUGGAUUGGAGAUGAACAGAAUUUACAUUGACGUUGGAAGAAAAAUGUGAGCUUGAGUGGUCUGCUUGGUUGACGCUGAGAGAAGUAAAGCUCUUCACAGAACUGAGAGAUGAAAAUGCAGACUGUCCCAUUGUUAAAACAGCAUUUAUUUGCCUUUAGCUGCUUUUCAGUGCAAAGCUGUAAUCAUGCAGGUAUUUACUUGCCUUUUGUAACAAUUUGGGUUUCAUGGCACUGUGCGAGGGAGAAGGUAUAACCAGCCUGCUGAGUUAUCCAUGCAGGACAGUAGUCCUCACCGAUAGAAAUCCCUAGAUACUGUACACUGCUAACCAUUCCUCACCAUUUUCCUUCCUAAUGGGUGAGUGGCAUCUGGAAUGCUUGUCAAUUUACCCAGAUAUAAAACUCUGUGUUAUGAAGGAAUUAUAUACUUUUUAUAAGGGAACUUAAAUCCUGCUUUGCCAACCGCAUGAGAUUUCUACAGGCGUGUUCUGUCUAGAGAAGGCUUUAAAACGAAUGACUGGGAAGGGCAUUGCUGUCUUGAGCUGGUGUUUUAACUGUACAUUAUACAAACACUAUAUAAAAAUCUGCAUAAACCUUUUUGAGAUCUAUUCCAUCAUCAUCCUGUGCUUGAAAGCCUGCUAUGUUACAGAACCAGAAUUGAAUGACAGUGAAAGGACUUGGCUAGAUGAAAGCAUGGUACACGAUGCUUCCUGCCACCAUGUUCUCCCUCUGCCAGGGCUUGCUGUCUUCCUUAAGCACACAUGCAGGAGUUGGAACAUGCUGACCUUAUUCCUGGGCACUGAGCCACACAGAUGGAGGAAGGCCAGUCUCUACCCAUGAAGGGUCUGUGUAAUGUGCAGCCUCUGUUGCCCAAACAGUUUCUGUUGGACACAGAACACAAUCCAAUUCUCACAAAGACAAUUUAGUGCCUGGGUAGGUGGUUCCUAAUCUGUCUAAUUUGUUGUCAUGCAGCCAGCGUGAGUUAAUAAAAUGAUUCAGCAAUCGUCAUGGCUCCUGCUGAAUGUGCUGUAAACCCUGCUGCCGUAAGUUCCACUGCACUUACUUAAAUACCUUUGCUCCUGUAAAUAUUGUGCCUACCACAGCCUCUUCUGAAUUUCCUUUUAGCAUCCCUGUAAAUAACCGAUUCUGUCGAAUUACAGACUCUUCUGUAUAUGAUUCUAGAUUACUGAAAGCUUUUAAUCAGCCUACAAAGAGUUCUAGGGAAACAGGUUUUCCUAGAAAGUCUAGGAACUAAAUGUGCUGAGGAACUAUUUCUACUCAUGCAAACAUCUGUGACAACUAUUCUAGUAUCUUUGAUCUUUAAUAGCAUUUGCCUUCUGGUGGGAAAAAAGAUUUAAAGUGUAACUAUUUUCUCCAAUUCAAAAAUUAUUUGUCUAUUUUUCCUUUCAUUGGACUGCUAAGCAAAGUUUCCCUACCCACCAGUUUCUUGCAUUACUAGGUAGAAAGAGGAGUGGCAUGGAAACCUUCCAGGUGGUCUGGGGAAUCGAUCUCCAGCCUGGAGGCUAUUCAACUGUGGGACAUCAAUCCCCUGGCAAUUGAAAAACACCAAAACAGCCAUAAACAUGAGCAGCUUUAGCAUACCAUGCUUGAUUCAGUCCAGCAGUGUCCUGAGCAAACCAGCCUAUAUGCCUCAGUAUUUCCAAUAAGCAGUCCCUGACAGAAAUACUAUAGAAGCACAUUGUCCUUGCUUCCUUUAUACCUCUGCACCUGUAUUUCUAAGAACCUAUGGAUCAUCACCGUCUAGUGGAGAUCCCUGAACUGUAUAAAUGAAUAGCAAACAGAUAGCAAAUGCAGCAUUUCAGUCUUAGACAAAAUUCUAAGUUUCUCUCUGCCUCCUUUGCUCCAUAGCCUAAGAUGCAAUCAUUCUGCAUUAUUACUUAGUGCAUUUAGCUAAAUACUCUGUAGACAGAUGCAUUUUAGUUGGUUAAUAAGGAGAAAAAACUGCCUCCCAUCUUCAAGUGAGUUCCAGGUCAUAGGAGCAGCUUAUAGAAAAGGCUUCUACUUCCUGAGGCUCUGGGAAACAGAACAAGAACUCUGCAAGGAUUGGAUUGUUUUGGAUACAUGAUGAGAUAUGUUCUAAUGAGUUAAGUUCAAAUUGCUUUUCUCAGCUGUAAAGCAGGCAGGUACCUCUCAUUUGAGAGGGGGAAAAAAAAAAAAAGAAAAAAAAAUCUCCCUGCUGCACUCACUGAGAAAUUCCACUCAGUACAGUUGUACUGUCUGAAGAAGCAGUAACCGUGUUUGGGACACAAACCCUCUCAAGCUUCGUGUUGGGGGGAAAAAAGAAAAGAAAGAAAAGAAACACUACUGAAAAAUGAGAUACUUUACUGACUUGUUCAAAGUGAAGCAAAGGUUUAUGCAUCCUCUAUCUACAGUAUGAGGCAGCUUGUCUAACAACACUCUGGUUUCAUUCUUCUGUUUUAACAGAUCUGAUCUGCUGUUAAACUGAUCCUUACUGUAAUGCAGAAUUUCUGUUAUAGUCAUUUUAGAGCAGUACCCAGGUCCCUGUGCUUAUGGGUUAUGACAGCAGCUUUCAUUCGUAUUUUCUUUAGAACUUUAACCAUUUAAGCUAGUAACUGUUUGACAUUAAGAGAAUUCUCAUCGUAAAGGUAAUUAUAAAGCUAGAAGAAAUUCUUUACUGUGGGGGUGGUGAGACACUGGAACAGGUUGCCCAGUGAGGUUGUGGAUGCCUGGCAUCCUGGCAGCAUUCAAAGCCAGGCUGGAUGGGGCUGUGAACCACUUGCUCUAGAGGGAGGUCUGAAGAAGGGGUUGGAACUACAUGAUCUUAAUGGUCCCUUCUAACCCAAACCAUUCUGUGAUUUAUUUCUCAACCCCUGUAGUUAUGCCUCUUUAUUGUAAUAAUUUCUGUUAUCUAAAUCCAUGACUAUUUUUGUGCAGGCUCUUUACUGCCCUGAAAUAUCUUCCCAUUUCCCACUGUACUCACAAAAACGGUAGCGAUUCAGCUGUUGUGUACAAGUGGUAACACAGGUCAUAAGGUAAUACAAAAACAUGAGUAGGGUCUUCCAGAAGAGGAUAUUCUUUCUGCUUGACCUAGCUGAUAAUGCAUAGGCAGUGGAAUGCCUUAGUAAAAGUUGUUCUAUGAGUUUUGUGAGAGAAAAAUUCACUUCAGUGUAAGAUUCAAUUCAGUGUUUUGUCUCCAGUUCUUGUGGCUAAAUGAAAAAUUCAGGCCAAAUACGUACCUUGACGCUUACGAGGAGCUGAAUGAUCCAAAGUGGUAAGUGGAGAUGUGCAGUUCAAAAGCAAAUUUCUUAUUUUAUAUGUUGUUUUGUUAUGUAUUUGGUGCCUUAACUCUUUACAAUCUAAUGUUAAAUACACUGUACAAGGGGUAGUUUAGUGGCUAAGGAUACUUUAAUGAUGUUACUGAACUAGCCUACAGGAACUGUAGCAACAACUGAAGGCUCAGUGGGUGAGUUCACUUGCAUGUUUAAUUAAUAAUCCACUGAUACACAGGAGCUGAAGAAUUUAAAGAGCAAAUAAAAAUUUUAACCGUAGAUUGAGGCAGAAGAUAUCAAAUUUCCAACUUCAAAGGUUUGUGGCAAUAAGGUAAUGGUACAAUCUCUUCUACCCUGUGUAAACAAUGAUGAAAACGUAAUUCAGCUGCCCAGUAGUGCAAGUUUGUCAAAAUCUCUAGACUCUUAUCUCCACUAUGAUAAAUCACACUAAAUCUAGAGGGCAUUAAUUGAAUGUAGUCAUCCACUGCUACAAGGGAGCUGAGAUGAGUUAGAGUUGCAAUAAAUCAAAAUUUAAGUCCAAAAUAGUAUAUGGACUUGCACCUACUUCCUGCCUCUUACCUGAAUCUAGAAGCUCCCAGUUGCCAUAAGCCACUCUGCAGUUUACAAGGUGCAGUGCAGCUUCUACUUGAACUUUGCUGGCUGAACACACCUGGUUCUGGUAGAAUGCACUGAGAGAGAGAGAGAGAGAGAAGGAAAAAAUGAAGGUAGAACGUUCCAGUCUGAGGAAGAUAACAGACAGCAGGUUUGGUGGAAAAGAUGAACUGCCUUUUCCAAAGCCAUAAAUGCCAAUCUACGGUAAAAAAAGGACAUUUGUCUACUAUGGUAAAUCAGCAGCCUUAGUAAACUAACAGCAAUGGGAGAUUAUAUUGUUUUUUUCCUAUAGUUUGCAAGAAAUUAGGUAAGAGGCUUAAGCUAUCCAUAUCACAAGCUAAAAGCUGCUGCAGCAGAUUAUACUUUUUCUCCACUUUUGUAAAUAAGCAGGUAAUACAAAGAGGAGGUGGAGAAACAGGAGAAAUCCAAUGAACAAAUUCUAUUUGCCAAUGCAGCUCUGUCCAGAUGGGGAGACUGUUCCAUGCAGUAUAGUAUACUAGUAUAGGAAUACUAGUAACUUGUACAACAUUCUAGACAAUUUGGUCUUGAACAGAACAGAAUGUUAACAAGGGAAAGCAGAUACUGCUCCCAGAACUACGUGUUCUAAUGUACAAAUUUCAGGUCUAUAAUACUGGCGUUAUGACAAAGUAGGUUCAUCUUACCAUUAAAGCUUAUUUUCAAAUUCUAUCCACUUACAUUUCUUAAGCUAACAGCGUGUUUAAUUAUAACACUAAUCUGUAAGGGAAUAGAGCAGAAGGUAAGUUUUAGCUUUGUAUUUCAAAGCUGCUGUGAAUAAGUUGGUUAAUAGUAUUCCAUGGAAAUAACUUGAUGUACUUAUUUAUUUGUGCUCAUUUCUGUGUUCUUAGAAAAGCACAAGCUUCUGUAAGCAUAACCACCACAAAGCCACUCAGGGUACUUUGUCAUCUCAGCAGUGGACACUAACUGCAUCUUAAGUCAGCAGGCACAAAUAGAUCAAGUUUAAUUAAGAGGAACAGAACAUCUUGGCAGGUUUGCUUUACUACCAGUACUGUUAUAAUUUAAUGAUCUAUGCAUAUGGAAAUGUGUGUAUUCCUGCGCUUCUAGUAUAACUUAGUUUCUGCAAGAGCAUCCUGCAAACUAAACAAGUAGAGUAUUAUUCUUUCAUUAAUCCCACAAAGGGCUGUUUAUAAGCAAUUGCAGAGUGAUAAUGCUCCAAGCAGAAUAGCUGUGGGCUGAAGAACAGUAUUCAGAGUAGUACAGCUUUCAGAAAUUUAGAUACAUGAAUUUAAUUCUGAAACUUCUAAUUCACUGUAUAGAUUGUUUCUUGUGUUUUCAAACUAGCAUCACUAGUUCCCUGCUCCAAGUAAUGGAAUAAAGUUAAGCAUAGUUUUCCAACAGCACAUUAUUACAUGGAAAUGUACUGGAAGAAAAUUGAGGCUAUACUGCUGAGAGCAUGUUCUACUACACAGAGCCAUUCUCUGGGCAAUGCUGCAUAAUUUAAGAGUGGGUAAAUACGCCUUCAGGGACAACAGAACACAGAACAGAUGUUUAAAACAAAAACAACCCAGAAGAAGCCUUGAAGCUUUGUCCACUCAUGCACUUAUUCUUCCCUGAGAAAAGGUACAGGUGUUAGUGAGUUACAGAUCAGAUAUCACAAAGGCCUUUAAGGAUGAAUGUUUUAAAGGCAGCCUCCUUUGGACAGAAAAUAAAGGAAGCUGUCUCUGUCUUCCAGUUCCAAAGUACAGCGUCUUAUUUCUGAUCCUAACCCUAAAUCAAUAUUUAUUGAUCAAACUGACUAAGCUUUUUAGGUUGAUGAGCUCUCUACAGAGCAAUUCUGUUCUCCCCUUGAGCCUCUGCAGGGGCCAAUGACUGGUGCUUAACUACUACUUCUACUGCAGAAUGUCACCUGUUCUCCAGCUGUCUCAGCAUCUUCUGGGACACUUGCACUUCUAAGAGAGCAACACUGCUAUGGGGUAAUUCUCAAAAGUGCUAAAUACAGUGAAGCAAAUCCCCGUGGGCUGUACACUUUCUAAAGUCCUGCCCAGGGCUUAGUGGCAAAGUUGAGCAUGAAACCUGUACUGCCAGAAAUACCUGCCCCUUAACAAUAAGGGUAUCUAUGGGAAGGUGACUUUGAGGAAAGGCUGAUGUCUUCCACAUUCAACUCAUCUUAUAAACUUAAAAAAAAGUUGAGCUUCCACCAAAACUCAUUGCCAUUCUAAUAAAUUCAAACAACUGCUGUUAGUUUGGGCUAAAAUAUCUCCCGUGUAGCCCAAACUACCACCAGCACCACCUGAAGAACUUUAAGACUCAUCUGGAGGCAGAUCUCUGCUAAGAGAGUGCGUACUGCUAGGAAGACAGGUACUCUGGCAAUGCAGUAUGAUGGCACUUUUCUAAUGACAAUUACUACCUGGACGAGGAAAAGACCAAGGCAGGGCUUUGGGGCAGUGUUUCAUGCUCAGCAAGCUUGCACAGGGAAGGAAUGCAAUUCUAUAAAUCACUUGUACUGUAUUUCUGUUUCUAGACUUGAAUGAAUUUCACUUUUCCUUUGUGGGUCAUCAUAGUAAACGUUAAAGAAAAGGUCUAUUUUUAUAAAUAUUUCACCAGUUGAGAGGGCUGACCUGCAGCCAUCAGAUGGACUUACCCAUAGAGGACAGAAUGUUUAUUUUUACACUAACAUUACUUACAACAUUGAAUAAAACAAAACAAGGCCUUGAAUUCUCUAAAUCUUAAUAGUAUCACCAAAUUGCAGAAGUAAGUAUGUAUGGUGGACAGUUCCAUCCUUCCCAGUAAGUAUCACAAGAACUUACUCAGAAAUAAACUUCCAGAUGAAGUAUAAGAGAUCCUUGUGAUCUAACUACAGGUAAUUUACGAACCAGGAGAAAAUAAAGUGAGCUGGAUGUACUCACUAGCCAAAAAAACCUGCAAAUGUAAAGUAAAUGGAAUGCUCUUGGGAUACUGAGUUGCUUCCUCACAUGAUGCUGUACCCGGUACAUUUGGCUUCAUUUGGCUUCUGUGUUAUGGUUCAUGGGCCAGCCACUGUUAUAAAAUGUACACAACACCUAUAUUUGCACUGUAAUCUUAAUUCAUUCGCCACUGAUUGUAACCCAACGCUACAGACUUCUCUGUAUAUAAAACCAUGUCCCACUUGCUUUCAGUAGCAUACAAUAAAGGCUUAUAUCUCUGUAUACUUA
This is a messenger RNA of Coturnix japonica (Japanese quail), 12086 nucleotides long. NCBI's taxonomy places the organism in Eukaryota, Metazoa, Chordata, Aves, Galliformes, Phasianidae. The record is from RefSeq and is a predicted model, not a curated record.